AUGGUUGAGAAAAAUUUCACACAGGUGACCUUCUUCAUUCUCUCUGGAUUCUCUAAUCAUCCUGAACUCCAAAUCAGCCUAUUCUUAAUAUUCCUCUUUAUCUAUCUGUUCACUGUUUUGGGGAACCUCGGUCUUAUUGUCUCAAUCAAAAUGGACUCUAAGCUUCAUACUCCCAUGUACUUUUUUCUUAGCCAUUUAGCAUUGAUUGACCUGUGUUAUUCCUCUACAAUUACACCCAAGGCACUGGUAAAUUUCCAAUCCCACCAGAAAACCAUCUCAUUUGUGGGCUGUUUUUUUCAAAUGUACAUUUUUGUGGGUUUGGCAGGUAAUGAAUCUUUUCUUCUUGGCUCCAUGGCCUAUGAUCGCUAUAUAGCAAUCUGCAAUCCCUUACUGUAUUCAGUAAUUAUGUCACAAACAGUUUGUAACUGGUUGGCAGUACUGCCAUUUGUGAUUGCUUUUACGAUUUCUGCAAUAUCAAUCUGUGUGAUAAGUAGCUUGCCGUAUUGUGGUUCUGAUAUCAACCACUUUUUCUGUGACACCACAGCACUUUUGGCUCUUUCCUGUGUUGACACAUUCAACACCGAAAUAAUGAUCUUUAUGUUAGCUGGGUUCAGCAUUGUGUUUCCACUCCUCAUUAUCAUUGUCACUUACACUGCCAUCAUCUCAGCCAUCCUGAGGAUCCCAUCUGCAGCAGGCAGGAAGAAGGCCUUUUCCACAUGUGCAUCUCACCUCACGGGGGUUACUAUCUUCUAUGGUACCCUGAUUUUCACCUAUUUGCAGCCUGAUACCUCCUUAUCCUUGACAAAGGCACAGGUGGCCUCUGUGUUCUAUACCAUUGUCAUCCCAAUGCUCAAUCCACUGAUCUACAGUCUCAGGAACAAAGACGUUAAAGAUGCUCUCCUAAGAGUUCUACUUAGACAUUCUAUUGCCAUGAAAAAUCUAUGGAGGACAUAG
Molecule: messenger RNA, 954 nt
Organism: Suncus etruscus (white-toothed pygmy shrew)
Lineage: Eukaryota; Metazoa; Chordata; Mammalia; Eulipotyphla; Soricidae
Product: olfactory receptor 8I2-like
Exons: 1
Coding region: 1-954 (317 amino acids)
Biological process (GO): G protein-coupled receptor signaling pathway; sensory perception of smell
Cellular component (GO): membrane
Molecular function (GO): G protein-coupled receptor activity; odorant binding; olfactory receptor activity
Source: RefSeq, a predicted model, not a curated record